This is a messenger RNA of Penicillium paradoxum, 345 nucleotides long. RefSeq lists its product as uncharacterized. The coding region runs from base 1 to 345 and encodes 114 amino acids. The record is from RefSeq and is a predicted model, not a curated record. Lineage: Eukaryota; Fungi; Ascomycota; Eurotiomycetes; Eurotiales; Aspergillaceae. The transcript is spliced from 2 exons.
AUGUCCAUCCCACGUCCUGGUCCGGUCUCAACCUUCAACCCCGAGCGCGAGGCUUUCAUCUUUCCCUUGCAGACGCAGGCGAAGGAGCUAAAAGCAGACUCUCAAACUGCUGAGACAGUCGCUGCAAACCUGCAUGAGCUUGUCGAUGGCACCCAUCGCAUCAAGACCGCAUCAAUGGUUAUGGCCCUUGACGCUCGUGAAAACCCGUAUGUCCUGGGGAAGCCAUACGGGUUCUACAGCUACAACGCGCCACCAAUGUGUAACGACCCCGUCGCCUAUGAUCAGAGAACAGAUGGGAUUGUUGCACUUUCCAUCGAGCGGGUGCUACCUUCCUUGGAGUUUUAG